AUGAGUAAUAACACAAUUCAUAGAAUUGUGGAACCAAAAAAAUGUUAUUGCGAACCAAGUUUUCAACAAAAAGGUUCAGAAUGUAAUCCUGCAGGUUGUAAAACAAUAUCAGUUUUAAUUAUUGUUGGUUUUUUAAUACCAUUAUGUAUUUGUAUUUAUCGUUUUAAACAAAUGAAAGGAAGAAAGGAUAGCAGAUGGUCCAUUCUAUCCCUAACUCUCUUAACUAUUACAUGUUUAGCAAGAAUAAUUCGAUCGAUUCUUACAUUAUUAGAGGAAGACGACUUUAUUAUAAUGGGUCUAUUAUUCCUAUUACCUUUGGGGAUUUUAAUUUGUUCUUUCUUCAACACACUAUAUGUUUGGGUUAAAAUUAUUUAUCAUAUAAAUUUCUCAAAAUUGGUUACAAAGAUUUUUCCAUUUUUAGGUAAAAUCUUUCUUGGUUCACAAGUGAUAUUAAUGAUACUAUUAAUUGUUGCUUGUUUUGCAGGUUGGCAAUAUUCUUCAUCAAACAUAAUAUUAUUGGUAUUUUUAGUUUAUGGGGGGGUAUCAGCAGUAAUUUUUACAAAAAUGAUUUGGGAUGAAUACAAAGAUCUAUCAAGUAAAGAUUGUGGUGUAUUUAGCGCAGCCAAUCAUCAAAGAAUUAAAAAAAUUUUCAAACUUUCAAUUACUGCUAUUUUUGUAACAUUCUUUACAUUUGGUUUAACUAUUUGGAGUUUUGUUGUAAAUGGAGUUUUAACCAUUCCUCAUGCUAUUGCAUUUAACUUUAUUGGCCGUGCAAUUGAAAUUGCAUGGAUUUCUGUUAUGUUGGUUAUUUUAGCACCACAAUUGCAAACAUGGGAUCAAAACUCAAAUAGAACAGCAGGUAAUAAAGAAUCAAUUAACUUCGAUAGUUUAUCUGAUUCAAGUAUUGAUAUAGAAAAUGAUCCAGAAGAUAAUAUUGAUAAUAAUACCCUUAAUACCAAUAGUAACAACAACUCAUCACCACUUCAAACCCAACCACAACCUCAAACCCAACCACUACAACAAACCCUAGCUCCACCCAAACCAGAAACUUCCCCACAAAUCGACAAUAGUAAAAAUGGAGCUAGUCCAACAGUAGUCACUGUUGUAUCAACUGCAUCUGUAAAUCUUCCUGUAAAUAAUAAUAACAACAAUAAUCAUCAUCGUUUAAAUACCCAGCAAGAUCAAUAUAAAGACUCUGAAAACAUUAAAAAAUCAAACUAA
Dictyostelium purpureum is the source of this 1221-nucleotide messenger RNA. RefSeq lists its product as uncharacterized. The record is from RefSeq and is a predicted model, not a curated record. The transcript is spliced from 3 exons. NCBI's taxonomy places the organism in Eukaryota, Evosea, Eumycetozoa, Dictyosteliales, Dictyosteliaceae. Bases 1 to 1221 code for a protein of 406 amino acids.